Molecule: messenger RNA, 918 nt
Organism: Penicilliopsis zonata CBS 506.65
Lineage: Eukaryota; Fungi; Ascomycota; Eurotiomycetes; Eurotiales; Aspergillaceae
Exons: 3
Coding region: 86-772 (228 amino acids)
Cellular component (GO): NuA4 histone acetyltransferase complex
Source: RefSeq, a predicted model, not a curated record
GCACUAUCCACGAGGUACUCUUUGACUCUUUAUCCCGAUAGAAUCUAAAACUCCGCAUAAGUGGGAAAAGAAAAGAUCCCGAAUUAUGGCGGAAACCGCCCCCCCAACGACAUCCGCUCCGACAGGACCAACGAGCACUACCACUGCACCGACACCAGGUGCGACGGAGCAGAAUGGCACGAACCGCGGCCUACCCUAUUACGAGAAACUGCGCCGCGAGCUGCGCGACACUCUACAGAAGAAACGACUCAUGGAUAAAAGCAUGGCCCAACUGGAAGACCAGAUCUUCCGCUUCGAACAAUCCUACCUCGAGGAAACGACAGCCGGAAACAUCAUCAAGGGGUUCGACAACUACAUCAAGGGCUCGUCCGCGGCCUCGAACCUCGGCGCCACGACGUUAGGUCUCUCCAGCGCAGGCGCGGGAACUCUGUCGCGCCGGAAAGCCCAAGUCUCAGAUAUCGACCGCGUGUUUUCGAGAAGUUCUGCCAGUUUCAUGCGGGACUCCCCCGCCCCCUCGUCGGCAGUGACGACGCCCUCGCACGCCCCAACCCCAUCGUCAACGUAUAAUGGCCCCAUGAGCGUGUCGAACCGGUCGAAUAACGAUGGCGUCUCCUCUGCAGCAGGGAGCGUCAAGGGUGGGGCGUCGAAGAAUAAGAAAAAGGCCAGUGUGGGCGGUGGGGGGAAUAAUAGGGAGAAGAACCAUGACGAUGACGGCGAGGACGGGGAGAAACCGCCUGUCAAGCGUUUGAAGAUCAGUUACGGCCGUGAUUAGGUUGCCCUGCUGAUGCCUAUCCGAUCGAAUACUCUUUGUUUCAAUUCAUCUAGCGAGGUCUGGUGGUCUGGGAGGUUGGCGAAUUGGCGUUAUUUACUUAGAUGUUCAUGAUAUCCUGUACAGUGGCUAUAGAGGUGAGGCAACAG